AACAAUAGGGCAUUCAAAUUAAAAUUGCACAAACGAGCAUCCAAAUUCGCCGGAGCUUCCAGCUGUGUAAGUUUGGUCAUUCAAAUUCACCAUUAAGCAGGCAUUUGUGAAAAGUAAGCAAAUGAAUUCGAAAUAGGUUUAUGCCAUUCCGUUGUUUGUUAGAAUUACAUCACUUUGGCCUGGAAACCAGUCUAUACGACAUUUUGCGUGCGUGGCGCCAGUAACCGGUACCGUACGCAAAAUGAAUUACCGACUUGGCACCAAGUCUAGGGACGUCCUGAAUUCACUUUCAGUUACGGAUCGCUUCGUUUUAGACCAACUCGGGCAUAUCCGGGUUCACAACACAAAGUUGUACUACAUGUAUCGUAUACAUGACAGAAUGAAACGCGGACAGCCGAUAAAAAUGUCCAGAAAAGACCGGAAUGUACCGUCCCUUCAUCAGCGUGAACGUGUUGGCGGGCCUCAAGAGUCGCAGGACGGUGGCCCGCAGUCCUGGUUCGCGGUGCUGGCUGCUUGGAUGACGUGGUUUUUCUGGGGCGGACUUCUCAAGGGACUUGGUGUCCUGGUACCCACUUUGCAAGUUCAGUUCGCAACCAGCACGUGGAUUAUUGGUUGGAUCGUGGCCAUGCUGACCGGCUCAGUCGGACUAUCAGGUAUAUUUGCCGGUCCUCUCGGCAAACGUUUCGGUUCCGGCGUGGUGUUCAUCAUCAGUGGUCUAUUGGUCAGCUGGGGUUUCAUGAUGACCGCGUUCACCUUGGAUUCCGUCCAGCUGGCGUUGCUCCAGACACUCAUAGCGGGGCCAGGUCUUGGAUUUGCCAAUGUCCUCAGUCGGGAAGCAGUCGGCCGUUGCUUCAGUGAUAACUACGCUACAGCAAGCGCUAUCUCACAGACUGGCUUGUCAGCGGCUAUGCUGAUCUGCGCACCAGUGACUCAGCUUUUCCUGGACACGUAUGGUUGGCGCGGUACUCUGCUGUUGCUGGGUGGUUCCUCCAUGCACCUCGUCGUCUGUGGUCAACUGCUGCAUAAGAUACUGCCACCUACGAAGCAACGAGGCGCGUAUGAUUUGCUAUCCUCUGACGAGACAUCUGAUCAGAGGGCAGCACAAGGAACCGAGGACCACUGUGGAGGACGGUCUGCACGUGAGCUCGGUAACGAGUGCUGGCAAUUGGCCCGGUCUGCGGUGCAACAUCUAGACUGCCAGUUAUUCUGUGAUGUCCAGUUUUGGCUGAUCUUCAUCUGGACUAUUGGGACGCUCUUCCCCUUCGAAAUGUGGUACAUUUACUUCAUAUCGUUGGCCCAGUCCAAGGGCUUCUCGCCCACGGAUGCGGCAGUAUUUGUCACCUACGCCGGAAUCGGUAAUGUGGUCUUAAAGAUCGUGCACGCACCGGUGGUGGACCGGAGGAUUAUCAAGAUGCGCCCGAUGAUUGUAGGUAGCAUGGUUCUGUCCUUUGCCUCCCUGGUGGUCACUCCGUGGAACAACGCGUACUGGUCUAUGGCACUGAGUGCUUGCGUGUUCAUGGCAUGUACGGCGAUUUUUGCUAACCUGCAUGACGUCUUAAUUAAGGAGGUCCUUGGCAAGGACCGAAUGGCCUGCGCUUUCGGCUGGGUUGGGAUCAUCUUUGGGGCGAUUCGGAUAGCUUUCGGAUUUUUUCCGGGUUGGAUUUAUGACCAGACGGGCAGUUACGAUUUGGCGUUCCUCAUACUGGCCGGCUUGCAACCAUUGGGGCUGAUUGCCUUGUUGUGUCUCAGAUACACGGAGACGGCGCCGAAGUAAUGGAAAGGUUCUUCAGUAUCUAGACUCCAUUUCUCAUGUGACAUACCCAUGGGCGUCGCGAUUGGGUGGAAAGGGGGGCGCUCCCCCCCCCCCGGAAAAG
Molecule: messenger RNA, 1874 nt
Organism: Patiria miniata (bat star)
Lineage: Eukaryota; Metazoa; Echinodermata; Asteroidea; Valvatida; Asterinidae
Product: monocarboxylate transporter 12-like
Exons: 4
Coding region: 242-1774 (510 amino acids)
Biological process (GO): monocarboxylic acid transport; transmembrane transport
Molecular function (GO): monocarboxylic acid transmembrane transporter activity
Source: RefSeq, a predicted model, not a curated record